Messenger RNA from Vidua chalybeata, 7748 nucleotides. It is a transcript of the gene MTF1, whose product is annotated as metal regulatory transcription factor 1. The transcript has 11 exons. Gene Ontology annotation, biological process: positive regulation of transcription by RNA polymerase II; central nervous system development. The coding region runs from base 129 to 2324 and encodes 731 amino acids. Gene Ontology annotation, cellular component: nucleus. Lineage: Eukaryota; Metazoa; Chordata; Aves; Passeriformes; Viduidae. The record is from RefSeq and is a predicted model, not a curated record. Gene Ontology annotation, molecular function: DNA-binding transcription activator activity, RNA polymerase II-specific; RNA polymerase II cis-regulatory region sequence-specific DNA binding.
CGCGUACGGCCGGAAGCGGAAGUGGGGUCGCGACGAUCAUGGUGCCGCUGGGGUGGGGAAGGAGCCGCCGGCACCCGAUGAGCCGUUCCGGCCGGAGCUCCCGGUAGCGCGGUGAGAGGCGCGGAGCCAUGGGCGAGAACAGUCCCGAGGGCAACGCCAUCUGCUAUGAAGCGGAGGAAGACGACUUAGCCCAAGAUGAAAAUAUGAUGAGGUUCCCUGACAAAAACGGGCUGGUGUCCUCCUCGUCCGGGACGGUGUAUGACAGGACAACUGUGCUCAUAGAGCAGGACCACAGCGUGCUGGAGGAUGAGGAGGAUGAAGGACAGUGUGGUGACCACUUGCCUUUUUUACCCGAGGGUCACGAAGAAGGAUUUCAUUUACUAGCAGAUCAUGAAGGGAUGUCACAAGGUUAUGUGCAACAUAUUAUUUCUCCAGAUCAGAUUCACCUAACAAUAAAUCCUGGCUCAACUCCCAUGCCAAGAAACAUCGAAGGAGCAACGCUCACUUUGCAGUCUGAGUGCCCAGAAACCAAGCGUAAGGAGGUGAAGCGCUACCAGUGCACCUUUGAGGGCUGUCCCCGCACCUACAGCACCGCUGGCAACCUGCGCACGCACCAGAAAACCCACCGGGGGGAGUACACCUUCGUGUGCAACCAGGAGGGCUGUGGCAAGGCCUUCCUCACCUCCUACAGCCUCAAAAUCCACGUCCGGGUGCACACCAAGGAGAAACCGUUCGAGUGUGACGUGCAGGGCUGUGAGAAGGCGUUCAACACGCUGUACAGGUUGAAAGCACAUCAAAGGCUUCACACAGGGAAAACAUUUAACUGUGAAUCAGAAGGCUGCAGCAAAUACUUCACAACGCACAGUGACCUGAGGAAGCACAUUCGAACACACACAGGAGAAAAGCCAUUUCGGUGUGAGCAUGAUGGCUGUGGGAAGGCUUUUGCUGCAAGCCACCACCUCAAAACACAUGUUAGAACACAUACUGGGGAGAAACCCUUCUUCUGUCCCAGCAAUGGCUGUGAGAAGACUUUCAGUACCCAGUACAGUCUCAAGAGUCACAUGAAAGGUCAUGAGAAGGGACAUACCUAUAAUGCACUUUCCAGUAACAAUGUGUCUGAGGAUACAAGUCACUCACUUUGUCUGAGUGAUUUAAGCCUCAUAUCAACAGAUUCAGAAUUGCGGGAGAACUCUAAUCCAACACAUGGACAGGACCUCAGCACAAUCUCACCAGCAAGCAUCUUUGAGUCUAUGUUUCAGAGCCCAGACCACACUGCAAACCAGGAUGACUCUCAGCAGACAGCAGCUUCCUUGAUUGAAGGGUUUAACGGCGACGCGGACUCGGUGGCUGCGGUCCCGCCCCCAGCAGGAGACGCAGCCUCCUUGUCCCUCCCCCUUGUCCUGCAGCUCGGCCUCCCUGAGCCCGCGCAGGCGGCGCUGCAAGCUUCGCCAGCACCUGCUGCUCCCUCCUCCAUAGCACCCAGCUCACAGCCAGCUGCGUUUGGGAAUCCUGCAACUGUUUUACAAUCCCCAGAAGUGCCUGUUCCUCACAGCACACCGUUUGCAGCCAGUCACCAAGACUUCCUGCAGCACAGCCAGCCUCCGCCGCAGCCCAUUGUUCAGGGACUGUCAGUGGUUGCUGGGGCUCCUGCCCCAACAGCCCCGAGUGCCACUGAGCCCCUGCCAGCUGUAGUUCAGACUGUGCCUGUUGGUGCAAACCCUGUUUUGACCAGUAACCCCACUAUAACCAUUACUCCUUCUCCAAGCACCGCCAUUCUGCAGUCCAGCAUUGUCAUGGGAGAGCAGAACUUACAAUGGAUCUUAAAUGGUGCCACUGGUUCCCCACAAAGCCAAGAACAAAUGCCACAAGUUCCAAAAGUAGUAGAAAAGGUGUUUUUUACCACUGCAUUACCAGUAGCUGGUAACACAGGAAACCCUGUUCAGCAGAUUGGUCUCAGCGUUCCUGUUAUCAUUAUAAAGCAGGAGGAGGCCUGCCAGUGCCAGUGUGCCUGCAGAGACUCUGCCAAGGACAAAGCCACCUCCACCGUUAAGAAGGAAUGUUCCUCACCUGAUUCAAAAGCUUUGGAGCAGCCAGCUUCCCAGCUGCAGCCUCAGACCUUUCCUUCCUCCUCUGCUCCUCCUCCUUGUGGGCAGAGCAGUCAGAUAGUUAACCCUUCAGACUCCCAGACUGAAACAUUAAGUGCCAUGGAUGUAUCGGACUUCCUGUCCCUCCAAAGCCCUGAAACCCCGUCUAAUAUAAUUCCAAUUGAAGCACUACUGCAGGGUGAGGAAGAAAUUGGUUUGAAUAGCAGCUUCUCUAAGUGAAGAUGUUCCAGAUUUUCCUUUGCACCUGGAGGGUAAAAGCCUUCUCCUUAGAAGCAGAAACUGAAGGAUUGAUUCCUAUUCCUCCUUCCUCUUUGGAAGUUUUGUGGCUUAUUUCUGCUUCACGGAUGUCAUCUUAGUCACGUCCCAGGUACAUCCACCUUUGAGUUUCUAUCUAAAAAAAGAAAAGGUAAAAAAAAAAGAAAUAGCUAAGUUAUAUAUGAACUGUUUUGGCUGCACUGUCUGUCACUUUUGCUUGUCAUAUGUGAACACAGAAGUUAAGGUUACUUGUGUGCAAAAAGAUUUUUAAAAGGAAAAAGGGGGUUACUUUGUCUCCAAUUGCACAUCACUUAUGUUUGGGAUUAAGGUACUGGCAGCAAGUGGGUCUUUGUUACAACUUCUUGGGUCUCUAAUCUUCUCCUGUCUCUCAUGUCUCUACUAACCAUGCACUAAAGGGGAGCCCAGGAAAGGAGGCUGUGGGGGAGGAAAUGCAUAGCUGGGGGAGAACAUUUAUCUGCAGUGUGAUUUAAAUGUGAUUGUCACAUACCUGGUGAGGAGUUAGUGCCUGGUUUUGCUGUGUACUGAUGCUCUUACUGAAGCCUCCAGGAGCUUUGGGGGAGUUUAUUUCAGCAGGGCACAAGUACCUUGUGGCCCUAAUAGAUCUGUUAAUUUAAUUCCACUAGGACUCAAGUGUGUUGCAGACACUGUGUCACAACAUGGAAGCACAGUCGGAGCCGCAGCUGGCUCUGGCUCCAGAGUCUCUUGGCCUUUCCAAAGGCUGCAGUGAGGGUCAGGUUGGUGCCUGCUGCUCUUUUGAUUUCUUAGGCUCUGUUCAGCAACAAGUCAUCAUGCUAACCCUGUUGAAUCAGGAGCAUGGUGCCUUUGCUGGUUACUCUCAUCUUUUGUGAAGAACAACCCUUAAGAAAAUUUUGAGAAAGAUUCAACAUAAAUUCAGUUUGAACUCAGUGAGUCUGUCCUUCAGCUGUCCAUACAUGUUUUUUUUUUUUUCCAGUGAGCUGUAGAAUUUCUGCCUGACUCUGCCUCCAGCCUACUGCAAUGCCAGCUUUUUGUGCACGGGGCUAUUUCUUGGCUAAAAGAUGUUACACAACAGAAUAGUUUUUCAUAUCAAACUGAGAGUCUAUAGUCUAACCUACUCAGGGUAAAUCAAAUCCAAACCCCCACCUUCCACCAAAAAGCCUGUAAUGUUGCAAUAAAUGCAGUCUCAUUCUAAAUGGUUUAUUUAUGCUGCAUUAUUUUAAAAUAUGUGAUUUUAUAGUUUUUAUCCAUCUUUCUCGCUUUGGCUAUCAGUUUUCUUGUGUUAAAGGAAAGAAUAUUAAAUAGUCUUUAUUCAGUUUACAGUGCUGUCAUUAGUGAGAUACAAAGAUAAUGACUGUAAGCCAAUUAGUAGGAAGUGUCCUGCACUCAAUUUAGGAAUACAAACUGUAGUGGAUAGAGGUCUUUCACUCUUUGUGUUUGAUCAGAGCUGCUCUCUGUACCUCUGGGGAGGGGAGAACCCUGUGAGUGCUGCCUGGUGAUCAGCAGGUGUUAAAUCCUCCUGUGACAUGCUCAGUGUACCCUGACCAACACUGAGACUGGCUUCAGCCACUUCUCUGCUGUUCCCCUGAGAAUGCACUGCCCAGGCACGGGUGGAAAGGGACUGAAGGGAACUGGCCUUCCCCUCCUACACAGCUUCUGUGAGGUGCAGAAGGGAAAGAACCAUGUCCCGUGAGGGCAGACGGGUGUGCCAGGAACACUCCGUGCCUGGGACACACCGCGUGUCUGUACCAGGGCAGAGAGCUCGGUGUUGGCAGCUGCAGGGAUGAACUCGAGGGCAUCACACAUGCUGGUGGUGUUUCCUCUGGGUGUGUGGCAGGGCUGUUGUAGCAGGGCUAUGAGUCCUGCAGCAACAAGGUUUGGCAUCCACAAAACAGGUUAACAAAGCAUUUCUUGUUUUGUUCCUGUCAUGGCAAUCCUAGGAGGGCAGCAAGGUGGUGGCUCCUUUGCUUUUUUUCUACAGCUUCAUUUUGUGCUGCAGUUGAGUUGCGUGGCAGCAAGAACUGCUUUGAACACAAAAAACAUAGUCCCAAGCCUGCAUGGUUGGGACUGUCCUCGCAGAGGAGUUUCCUGCCAGCUACUCUGCCUAGAGCUCCACUUGGGAGGGGAGUGAGCACUGCCUGGAGUCCCUCUGGUGCCUCUUCACUGUGGCUUCGGGUAUUUUCUUUGGCCAAGUGCAGCUGUGGUGUUUGAGGGUGAGUGGGUGUGGAUGUGUGCCUGUGGGUGACUGCUGAUGCAGGAGUGUGAAGAUUCCCCAGUGGGGGUUACCUCUGAUGGGGGACAAGGGUCCCAGAUGUGGCCUGCACUGUGACAGCUGGGCAAUUUAGCAACCGCUUCUGAGCCUUCACAGCCUUUAGGGAGGCUUUUUUACUUUUGCUACUUAUGACUUAGUCAACCUAAAACACGCUCCUGGUUGGACCAGAGAGCAUCUUCAGAAACUCUUUUGUGACUGAAAUGAGUAGAAGAAACUACCAGAGUCUCUGAACUGGGAAGCUCAGUGUGAAGCUGCAGUGAUGGGCAGCAGUGCCCAGGGUCAAUCUCUGCUGUUUCUCUUCACAGCUGCUGGGUUUUUUUUGUUGUGUUCCAGGAAAAGCACUAUGUCCUGCUCAUUCUUUGGUGCAUUGGGUUUGCCAUUUCCCUCUUAUACAUGCAUCAGGCAGGCUGCAAUUCAGGUGGAACUGGUUAAAGCUUGUACUGAGGCAGGAGCAUGUGAUUCUGUGAGCACAUGGGCUGUGCAUCCACUGUGUUUUACAGGUGUGUGCUGUUGUUGUUUAUCGUCCCAUCUGCUUUCCAGAGUGUUUGUGCUGCGUGUGUCUGAGAUGUUUUCACAUUUGUAUCAUCCCUAGUACUGUGUGAUCAGACUGUGCUCCAGGGCAGUCUGUGCCAUGCUGGGAUGGGAGGAGAUCAAGGGCAGCUGCAGCAAAGCCCUGAGAUUCUGCAAGGCCAGAGAUUUUCCUGUCCUCUCCUUGCUGCCCCAGUAUUUAGCAUAUUCUGUUAAUGAAAGGGAGAGUUUCUGCCCUGGAUCCCCAGAAAAGGGUAAAUGUGUUGGAGUCUCUGGGAACAGCGUGCCUGCCUCUACAAAGUCUGCAUGAACCCCUUUAAUUAUCAGUUAGAGAGCAAAAGUGCACUGUUCUAGGUCACCUGUUUUGUGCUAGUGGGGGUUUACUUGGUCACUCAUAGUUUCUAGAUGGGUGUAGAAGCUCAAAUAUGUAGAGGGGGUCAAGUUACUGACUUUGGUAGCUUUGGUCACCAAGCAAGGACCCAAACGAGCAGACUUGGUGUGCAGCUGAAGGUUGGAGAAAUAGCUUUUUGUGCUUGUAGGUGGGGGGUGGGGGGAUGGGGUAGAAAAUCAGCACUGAUUGAAUGCUGGUACUGAAUUACAUGGAACAAAGUACGAGUUGGACACUUGUAUAAUGCUGAGUGUCCCCAGGAAGACAAGUUUGCAGAACCUCAUACUGGUAUCUAAAAUGCACUUUAGGUUAUUUUAUCUUUAACCCAAUUGCUGCAAUUUCUUUUGUAUAUACUUUCACAAAGUUUAUUUUUGCUCUGAGUAAAAGUUAACAGGGGUGUGCAAAGAUGAGCACUUAACUUGGUGCAAUACCUGUAGCUAAAGAUCCUUGUCCCACGUGGUCCGUGUGUGUCUGUCUGACAGAACAGGUGUGGUGGGUGCUGUGCUGCCCUUCCCCCGUGCCCCAGACAAAUUAUGCAUCGUUAGCAAAGUCCAAUCUAUGCAAAUAACCCUCUGAGAGCACUGUGCUUCAGCAGCCUUUUCUCUCAUGCUUUCUGGGGGCUGCUUGUCACUCCUGUUGGACAUGCCGUGUCCCUUGAUGUGUGUCCUUCUUCCCCUGUCCUUGUUCUGUCACCCACGUGGGAACACAAGUGACAAGCUGCUUUCAAACAGGCAUGUUGCACCUUCGAAAUUUGUCUUCAAGAUGGUUUCUGAUGUCCUGUUACUGCCUUAUUUCUUGGGGGUGGCACGGCUGUAGGCAUCCACAAUGUUGUCCUGAUGUGCAGCAACGCUGUGAACUGUUUACAGCACUCCUCCUCCGAGAUAAACUGGGUUCAGGGCUGGAGCCAGCCUUGGCAUGGAGCGGCAGGGGGAGCCGAGCCCAGGGUAGCUGUCCUUGAUUAGAGAUGAGCAGCUCUUGCUGGGUUGUUCUGAGGUGAGGCAGCUGGGUCAGUGGGGCAGAGCAAAGGAGCUCUGCUGUCACGAACUCGCUUCCACCGCUGGCCGGGAGACACCGGGCAGGGCUCAGAACCUCGCGCUGCCUCGGAUCCUCCCCACGGAGCCAGGCCAGGGUGUUGUCUCCAUGACAUGAUUUGAGAUCUGUGGGUGAAAAGUUCUUGGCAGGAGUUACCUGAGCUAGCGGGGCAGAACUGUUGGAGUCAGUUUGGACUGUAAGGCAAAAAAGAAGAGCAUGUCUUUAAUAAACCCUAUGAAUUUCUGACUGCAGAGUUUUUAAUUGUAUACUAUUUUUUCCGCAACGUAUUUUGGAAGCAAUGUCGAGUUUUUAUAAAUGUUACCUGUAGUCAAUUCUCAUGGACAGGGCUGAACUUUUAACUUUUUUGUGUCUUGUCUUGAUAUCUUAUCACAUGUUCUAGAAGUUGGAUUCUGUGUCUGCACUGAGAAAUGCAAAUUAAACUGGAUAUUUAUGUAGUAGUGUACCUAGUCUAAGUGUGUGUUUUUGGAACUAGGUGAAACCCCACACCAUGCUGCAGUGGUGUGCAAGCUGGCCAAAAUUUGGUUCAUUAUGCAGUGUAUACUUUCUCAAAUGCAGUUUCUACUUUUUCUUAAAAAGAUUUUUUUCACAUGACCUUUUCCAGCAGACUCGAGGGUGUGUUUGCAGUGCUGUAGUUGCAGUCGCUGGUGUUCCUGGUUUGUGACUCUCUUGUCCUCCCGCUGCUCGGGCUGACCCUGCUCUGUUUUGCCUCACCCAGCCCAAAGCCCAGCCUGGCUCCACACCGGGGGCAGCUCCAGCUCCAGCUGAGCUGUUGGGGCUGGGGGGCUGCACUGCCUGGGGCUUUGGAGACAGCUGAACUAAACCCCAGUUUCUCAAGAAUGUGUGUGUGCUAAUAAAGGAAUUUAUUUAACUCUGAAACAUGGCAACAAAUGUGCUUAUAUUGAGCAAUGUGAAGAUGUUAGUUACAGGUACAGUACUUCCAAAGGAAGAACGUCUCCAAAACCCAAAAGAGUAAAUAUGAAUUUGUAUUUUUUGAAGAAUGUGAAAUAAUGGUGUUUGCUUAAUUGCUCAUUUUGUAUGAAGUUAAUAUUGUACUUUGAAAUAUCUGCAAAGAAGUGGAAAUUAACCUUUUUGGAAUUGAAAGCAAUAUUAAUACUAAUGGAAUCCUAAUUAAAUGCUUAUUUAAACAUUG